This is a messenger RNA of Vicia faba (fava bean), 402 nucleotides long. The record is from the annotation of a GenBank genome assembly. Lineage: Eukaryota; Viridiplantae; Streptophyta; Magnoliopsida; Fabales; Fabaceae.
AUGUUUGUCUUAGGCAUGGUUUUGAUACACAGAUAUAUAGAUGCUGCAUAUUCCCUACUGAUAUUGGGCUUGGCAACUGACAAAUGUAAUGCAACCAAUAGCCCGUCCAUGGCUUAUCUUAGUGCCAUUAUCGUCUACCUUUAUGCUCAUGACUUUCAGCAAGCAGAGAAAUGUUAUAAUGAUUGCUCUCAGAUUGAAGCUUUUCUCAAAAGUGACCACAAUUAUUGCGCUAGCAAGUUUCUUGCUGCUUACACUAAUGGAGACGUCGACGAAAUCAAAAAUAUUGCUCAGUCUAAGAUUGUUUCCCAUCUUGACCAUGUUGAAGGUGUGAAAUCGCGAUUCUGCAAGAAGGUCCAAAAGAAGAAAACAAGUACAUUUGGCAUAUCUCGAGGUUCAGGUUGA